AUGAGUAAGGAUAGUUUGCCUAUGUUCAAGUUUAUUGUUGUUGGUGAUCAAUGUAAUAGGAUAUGUCAGACUUAGCUGUUGGCAAGAGUAGUUUUGUUAAAUAAUAUUCGGAUGGCCAAUUUUCUUGAAGGGAUGAAUAGAGCAACAAUUGGUGUGGAAUUUAUUAAGAAGUUGGUCAUAGUCGAUAAGCGGAGAGUGGAGCUAUAAAUAUGGGAUACUGCAGGAUAAGAAUAAUUUAGAAGCAUGAUCAAGAGUUUUUAUCGUGGAGCUGCGGCAGUUUUUGUGUUAUACAGUAUCAAUUAAAGAGACUCAUUUGAGAAGUUGCAAGAAUGGUUAAGUGAGUUGCACGAGAGUGCUCAUGAGGAGAUUGUCAAAAUUCUUGUGGGGAAUAAAUCAGAUAUGGAACGCUGUGUUCAAAAGUAGGAGGCUGAGAAAUUCAUGAAUGCGAACAAUUUUAGUUUGUUUUUUGAGACAUCUGCGAAGACUGGGGAGAAUGUAGAAAAAGCUUUUGUGGAGGCUGUGAAAUUAGUGAUAAUGAGGAUGUUCACGAGUGAUUCCUUUAAAAAUUCUAUAAAAACAACAAAGAAGACUCCGGCGAGUUCGAAAUAGAACACAAGCAGAAGUGAUCAGCCAAUUUCAGAGGUGUCACAAUUGCCUUCAAAACCAAUUCAAUUGUAAUCCAAUCAUACUUAAGACAAUCAUCAUGCAAAGAAGCAAUGCUGUUGA
Paramecium tetraurelia is the source of this 726-nucleotide messenger RNA. RefSeq lists its product as uncharacterized. Lineage: Eukaryota; Ciliophora; Oligohymenophorea; Peniculida; Parameciidae. Gene Ontology annotation, biological process: regulation of endocytosis. The transcript has 3 exons. Gene Ontology annotation, cellular component: endosome. Gene Ontology annotation, molecular function: GTPase activity; GTP binding. The record is from RefSeq and is a predicted model, not a curated record.